Molecule: messenger RNA, 2179 nt
Organism: Fonticula alba
Lineage: Eukaryota; Rotosphaerida; Fonticulaceae
Exons: 6
Coding region: 73-2163 (696 amino acids)
Biological process (GO): DNA replication
Cellular component (GO): nuclear origin of replication recognition complex; nucleus
Molecular function (GO): DNA replication origin binding
Source: RefSeq, a predicted model, not a curated record
UUCCCUUGUUCCCACCCCUCUCCUCCUCCCUCUUUCCCCUACUCCGAAUCACCCUUGCGCGGCUGAUUCACCAUGUCGGACGACGUGACGGAGUCCCUACGGUCGCUGAUACCGGCGGACGCGCCGGCCGGUGCGCCGGGCGGCCGGCAUGUCUGGCGUGUGCCAGCAGCGCUGGCCGCCUCGUCGGCGGCCGGCCCCGGGCGGGCAAACGUCGGCGGGGUCCUUGGCACCGCCGACAGCGAGCUGGGCGAUGCCUCGCUCGAUGAGACCUACUAUGCGCGGUUGAUGCGGCAGGUGGAGGCUACCAGCGGGCCGCCGCCGAAACGCGGCCGCGGCCGACCGCGCAAGGAGGGCGUCCUCCGGCCGCCGACUCGACGCAUGCGACACCUGGGCCCAGACCGCCGGGCGGCCAUUGAUCUGUCCUCCUCCGAGGGGGAGGAAGACCCCAAUGACAUGCUGGAGUCCCUUGGGAGGCUGCAUGCGGCGGCGCGCGCGGCAGCCAACCCCGGGGAUCUGGUUCCGCCGAUGGACCGGCUGGCCCGGCUGGAUGAGCUGGCCCGGCAGCCGUCCCGGAAGCGGGCGCGCGGCGGCCCGGAGCCCGGUGCCACCAAGGUGACGGGCCUAUUGCGCAAGGCCGUCACUGCGGCCGGCCUAAAGUCCCGCCCCGGGGCCCGGCCCCCCGGCGCCGGUCCGGACACCGGGCCCGAGGAGGCCGACGCCAGCAAUGAUACCGCCUCCAGCGGCGAGGACACCGAGGUCACCGAGGAGGAGGCCAGCGAGUAUGACGAAGAGGAGGACGAGGAGGAGGAGGAGGAGGAGGAGGACGAGGAGGAAGCGGAGGAAGAAGAGGAGGAUGGCGGCAACGACGAUGAGCCGACCUCUUCCUCGCCCGCUCCCGAGGACCCCAACGAUGAGGAGGAUGGCGGCUACUUCGCCAACCUCGGUCGGUCAUCCACCACCCCCAGCAACACCCUCAGCAAGUGGCCGGCGCUGGAUCCGGCCGUACUACAGAGUGCCCUGUCGACGGCCACCGACGGCCUGUUCGAUGGGCACCGUGCGGCCCUGGUCGAUGCCAUCGGCAGCGAGGACGCCUUCAGCACCUGGCUGGGGGGCCUGCGUGCCGGGUUUUCGCAGCUGCUCUUCGGCUUCGGGUCCAAGCACCGGCUGCUCGAGCGUUUCGCCGACUGGGCCGCGGACCGGUGUCCGGCCGCGUGCGUGGUGGAGAUCAAUGGUUUCUUCCCGCUGGUCAACUUUCGUGCCGUGUUGGCGGGCAUCCUCUCGCUGCUGGAGAUCCCGCACUCGGUUCAGCCGCCGCCGCAAUUCAAGCAUGUCGCCGACCAGGCGGACUACAUUGCCAGCUACUUCAACCGCUUUUGCGACCUCGGGCUCAUCAUCGUGGUGCACAACAUCGACGGGCGUGGGCUUCGGACGACCGUCACUCAAAAUGCCCUUGCAGUACUGGCCGCCUCGCGCGGCAUCGGCGUCAUCGCCUCGGCCGACCACAUCAGUACCCCUCUCCUGUGGGACACGGCUUCGAUCACCAAGUUCAACUGGAUUUGGCGCGAUGCCACCACCUACUGUCCCUACAUGGCGGAGAUAUCCUUCGAGGGGAGUGUCAUCGGACGCAAGACCGAACUUUCGAUCCAGGGCGCGGCCUUUGUCAUGCGCAGCAUGACCGCCCUCACGCGGGAAAUCUUCCUCCUGCUGGCCGAGCAGCAGCUGGAGCGCAUGCGUGCGGCCGGCGGUGGUGGCGAUGGCGCUGGCAGCCAGGACAGCUCGGGGGCCGUGGACUCCCGGCCCCGCAGCGCCCGGGCGCACUCCCACCACCCGGCGCGCUUUGGCCUGCCCUUCGAUGUCCUCUUCCUGGCGGCGGCUGACGCUUUCUUGGUCAGCUCGGAGCAGCGCCUGCAUGAGCAGCUGAAGGAGUUCAUUGACCACCGGCUGGUGGUGGUCCACCGGCUGUCCGGCCUCGGGAGUUCCGGCACCGGCGGCGGGGGGGGCUCCAUCGAUGCGGCCGGGCUUGGCACCGGUGCCGGCGGCGAGGACCUCUCCCUGGCGGUGAUGGCUGCGGCGGCCGGCAGCCUCGGGGCCACGGAUGUGUUGUACAUCCCGCUGGAUGCGGACGCCCUGUCUCAGGUGAUCUCCCAGACACGCGCCAUGUAAUAGACACAUGCUGCUA